Molecule: messenger RNA, 3461 nt
Organism: Diachasma alloeum
Lineage: Eukaryota; Metazoa; Arthropoda; Insecta; Hymenoptera; Braconidae
Gene: kappaB-Ras
Product: NF-kappa-B inhibitor-interacting Ras-like protein
Exons: 2
Coding region: 97-702 (201 amino acids)
Biological process (GO): canonical NF-kappaB signal transduction
Molecular function (GO): GTP binding; GTPase activity
Source: RefSeq, a predicted model, not a curated record
UCAAAACAUUUGGCAUGCAGUUGAAUUAGCCAGGGAAUCUCCAAACAAGUCGAUCAAAAGGCUGUAGCUAGGGUUUUCUAAGUGUCAUUUGGGGAGAUGGGGAAAACUACGAAGGUCGUGGUGUGUGGGAUGAAGGGCGUCGGGAAGACGGCAUUGCUGGAGCAGCUGAUAUACGGAAAUGUCACGCUCAAGACCGAGAUUCACCCCACAAUCGAGGAUAUCUACGUGGCGAACAUAGAGACUGAUCGCGGAACCAAAGAGAAAGUAAGGUUUUACGAUACAGCUGGUCUCGAUGAACACCAUGCCAACACAAAUGCCCAGCAAUUGGCACGACAUUACCUGGGCUUUGCUGACGGUUACGUCCUCGUUUACGACACUGCCAAACCCGAGUCACUAGACGUACUGUUUCCAUUGAAAAAAGAUAUCGAUAAGAAUAAAGAUAAGAAGGAGAUUACGGUUGUGGUUGUUGGCAAUAGAACUGGAUUUGACAGUGACACUCAGAGUCUUGAGAAUACAGCGGGGAGGGCUGUUAACUGGUGCACGAGAGAGAAGAUAAGACAUUUUGAGGUGAAUGUUAUGGAUAGACAGAGCUUGUACGAGGCAUUUAUUUAUUUAUCCUCGAAGCUCAAUCCCAUUCAGAAUAAGAGCACUUUUCCACAGCUGAGUAUGGGGAGGAAAAAUGUUAAGGCUGAUGCUACAUGAUUAAUACUCAAGGCGAAUUGUGUGAGACAAUUCUUGGGGAAAAUCUUUCGUGGCUUGUGCUGUGAUGUCGAGAAGGGAGAGGAGACGGAAAUUUUUGAGGUUUAAUUGAUGGGGUGGGGCGGUCGAGGCACAGCGCUGUUUUUUAUCGUUAUUUUUUUGAGAUUGCAAGCCUGCGGUUCAGCGGAUUAGACUGGGAAGAACUGUAUUUUUUGAAUUUUUUUUCCAACAAGACGUUUCUCUAUUGGAUGAAAUCUGGCGUGAAUUGGUAAACGGAUACGUGCAUUUUUUUUGCUGAAUCGCUUCCAUACAUUGAUGGAAAGCCAUUUAAUUAUUUAUUCUAGUCUACCAAUUCACCCCGGAAAUGAUUAUAUACGCGAAGAAAAAUUCACUUCGGAAAAAGGACGAAAUUGUCAGGGAUAUUCCCAGAAGUCUCGAUGUAAUUUAUCAGUAAUAAUGAGAUAUUUUACUUAUUAGCAGCAGAAUUUCUCGAAAGAAUUUCUCUUCGUUUAUGAAUAUUAGAGGAGAAAUAUUGGAUACGUGUCCCUGUUGGUUUUAAAAAUGAUUCAAAUGUUUUUCAUUCAAUUUUGCUGAUUAGCAAUGGAAAGUUCAUAUACACAAAGACAAAUUCUGUUUGGAAAAGGGGCGAAAUUUUCAUAGAACACCCCAGGAAUUUUACCAGAAGUCUACACAAUUUCUUAGUAAUAAUCAGAAAUUUUACUUAUUAGCACUAGAAUUUCUCGAAAGAAUUUCUUUUCGUCUAUGAAAAUUGGAGGAGAAAUAUUGGAUACGUAUCCUGUUGGUUUGAAGAAUGAUUCAAAUGUUUUUUAUUCAAUUUUGCUGAUUAGCAAUGGAAAGUUCAAUGCAAAAAAAAUUCAAUUAGUUGGAGUUCAUGCAGGUCAGUUGACUGUAAUAGAAGUGAAAUUCUUAGAUUCGAUGAAUUGUAACUGUUCUAAUGAAAUUCGAAGAAAUUCUUGAAUUCUGUCCAAAGAGAAAAAUGGGAAUUGUUCAUAGACCAAAUUAGCACUGAUAACAUCCGACAGUUUCAACAAACGAAUGUUUCAAUCGAUAAUUUUCAAUUGUUCCCCAUCCCCUGACAUUGAUGAAUCCCAGUCGACUUCAAUUCAACAUUUUCCGCGUAAAAAAUCCGAACAAUCCAAUUUUACGUGGGUUUCCACGAUUGCAUUCAGAGAUCGGCGUCAAUCUUAUCAGUAAUAUUCUCACCACGAUCACGUAACAAUCGAUUAACUGCGAAUGACGAAUGAAUAUUUUUCUUUCAUGGUCUUAUGAAAUGAGUAGUCAGUUGACUAUUCGAAUUAUUCAAUCCAAUUAGCAUCAGUGUCAUUACCAAAUCACGAGGUGAUUAAAAUUCAAUUAAACUUCAUUAUUUCUUACGAAAACAACCGAAAUUCAUUUUUUCCCAUUAAGCAUUAGUAAUCUGAUGACAAAGAAAUUCCGAUUUAUUUCGAGAGUUUUAUUCUAUCCAUUAACUAUUCAUAUGAUCAUGUUAUUGGUUAAUCAUAUUGAGAAUUCUUUUUCUGCUGAUCUCUGAUUGAAUGCCCCCCCCGUUUGCUCAAAAUAUGCAUUUGUCCACGUCAUAAUUGGGCUUUUGCAUGCAAUUUAUUCAUAAAAUAAUACGAUGAAAUUGCAAAUUGGGUGGAAAAUAUUACAUUCAUAUUUUUUUAUUUUUAAAAAUAAUAAAAAGCAAGAAUUUUCGUCUUUUAUUAUUUGUUUCUCAUUAUUUAUCGAAACAAAAAAAUAAGUGUCCAAUAUUUUUAACCCAAUUUCAUGCAAAAACCCAAUUGUUGAUUGAAUCUCACUUGAGUCCACCCACAACCCUCUACCCAAAAAAUGUCAAAAUGUAAAUAUCGUUAAAAUAUUUGUAAGCAAUUAAAAGAGCAAGAUCAGAUUUUUUGCAUCUCAAAAAUUACAUUUUUCGUGAUUUCUCAAGCCGUACUUAACUACACUGAGAAAAAUUGGUGAAUUCUCUUGAACCUGGUGUCACAACGAACAGUAUCAGUACAAAUUUCGUAUUUUUAAUCUCAAACAUAAAGAGUAAUUCCUCUUCGUUGCAUUUUACCUCGAAUGCAUUAUUGUCAUUCCUUGAACUGAAUGGAUUAAUCUCGUUCCUUCAAACGUACUUAAAUUAUUCAUUAAGAAUCAAAGUUAUCUAAUCGCGAUUUAAGGAUAAUUAUAAAUCAGGGUGAAUUCGUUACUAUCUUCGUGAGAGGAGGGAACUGAUGUCACGAACCUCGAUCACAAGGAAUUGAUUAAUAUUUUUCUUAAAGUAACAUAACAUGUGUAUUAUCUAAUGUUUUAUUAACAAAAUUAAUGAUAGUCUUGGCUUCAUUGAUGGAAAUCAAUUUUUUUAAUUGUAAAAAACUUUGGCAGAGAUAAAUUUGUCUACCAGAUAAUGGCCUUUUUCAAUUGCCUUAGUACAAUUAACGAUCCGAAGAUGUAGUCCCACAGUUUGCUGCUUAUACCGAAACCUGAUGAUGUAAAUUUCAAUAAUAGAAUCAUUGGAAUUCGGUGGACAUUGUAUUGACUCAUUUAGUCGAUGAUUUUACCUUCGUCGUGAUGUGAGAAGUGGUGGUAAUUGUGGUAUCGCUUCAUGGUGUAUAAAUAUGUCUCUGCGUUGGGCGCCCCAUGAUGUAAAUAAUAAUGCAUUAAGUCGUAACAUAGGUAUCCUGUAAUUUUGUUUUUUUCAAUUGAGAAAAAGAAAACGUUGCAAAUAAAUUCAAAGGAAAUCUUUAAUUAAUUUU